CUGACUGGCACCAGACUGGAAACGAGGCCUUGCGGUCCGUGACAACAGUGCAUUUGCGAGCGUGAUCGCUGAGACGCGAGCUAAAAAUAACCAGGCGCGGUACGGGGGCCAAGCGGGACUUGGCUGAGCCCACAGAAUUCUACACUUAAGUGUAGAAUUCUGUGGCUGAGCCUAGGCCUAGGCCUUGCGAGCGAAGUGCGAAGCUUUCUAUAGCAGGGAGCAGGUCGUGGUUCCAGACAAUGCCUCUGCAUUCUACAUUCUUAAUUGUCUUCAGAUAAGGCUAGAUCUACACCAGAUUAGGAGCUUUGAUUAAGCAAGAAAGUAUAGAGGAUGUCUCCACCAGCUCAAGAAAUAGGUGUGGUCGUUGUUGGUUUGGGGAUGGCAGGGAAGUUCCGAGCCCGUGAUUUAAGGAAAGAAAAUUGUGCCUUGAGGUUGAGAGGCGUUGUAUCAAGGCGACCUAUUGAAAUGGAAGGAAUCAGAAGUUACACCUUGGAAGAAGCCUUGUCAGACAAAGAUGUGCAAGCUGUAAUAAUUUCAACAGAACCUGCCUGGCAUGAGGAGUACUCCAGGACUAGUGUUGCACGAGGAAAACGUAGCGCUGCUGACAGAAAAGUUUCUGGCUGUCAAAAAGAAAGCUGCAGUGUCUCCGAUCAAGUCGGUGACAUUCUCUCUAAAAGGAGUAAAGAAUACUUGGCUUGGAAAUUUUGAACAGUCUGGUCUCCCGUUUGUAUGCGGGGUCUCUGGGAUCCAAGUCCUGAUUUCUCUGUUUGGGAACUUGGCGGUCACUGGGGGAAGUCUCGACUCUCAAGACGACGGUUUCGCAGCCGUGGCCAAUAUGGAGACUGCAGGAGGCGGGUCAGUCAGCUACACGUUGACCAGAUUUGUAAAUAUGAAGAGAGAAAAGCAUGAGGUAUACACUUUUGAAGAUGGAGAAGUGCUGGAUACUGAUACGAUUGCUACUGACCCAAACAAAACAGGGCUUUUUGAACAAGACAUGCUUUUGUUCAACGGUGAAAUACAAGACGGCAAAAUACCGGAAGACAGAAAAAAUCUCAGCAUUUACGGUUUGGAAGUUGCAGAAAAAAUCCAUUCUUAUUUCUAGUAUAAAGUUUACCUUUUAUUGUUUACUUCACAGAUAGUGUCACAUGUUUGGCGACUUUUCUCAUGAAAUGUAUCUGGGAUUUUAGAGAUACGUGUAUUUGAAAACAUAAUUUAUAUUCUAUCCUAGGCGUGCAGGCCUACAACUGGUUUUGCCGCAGCUACCCAGGACAAUAAGUGAAGUUAACAAAUUUACAUGUAAUGACAAGUUUGUGUUUUCUCUUCCCCUUGACAAAAAUCAAGAAGUUGUGGUCUUGACAGGAAGUGUUGUGGAGGGUGCACCUGUGCAAGGCAUCACCUUCAAACACAAUGCUGAAGUGCGAAUGGGAUUCAGCACAGUUUUGCUCUGAGAAUAAGAAGCUAGGGCGGGAAUGAUGUGAAGAAAAAAUCCACACCUUUGACCGUCUUUGAGAGUAAAAGAAACUUUUGUUGGGGUGCAAUUAAAGUAAUUUCCUGUAGCUGAGGAUCUCCUUGUGCUUAUGAUACAGGUCUGUAUUUAAACGUAUCGUCCUUUUUAUACAUAUCACGUGCUGUGGAAGAGUCCAGUGCAGCACCACUUCAAUUUCAACGUUGGCCAUAGUCUUGAGCACAUGGGGGAAAAAGAAAAGCGUCUCGCUUGAAAGCAAACACUACAUACUAUAUCUCUACAUGCGAAAAACGCUGUUUUGGGAAAAUCAAAGGCAGUAUAGUUUUUAGACCCGUGUUCAGUUUCUUUAAAAUACAAGGAGAGUUUUCUCUAUAACCAAACAAAUACAUGUACACACAUCAAUGAAAACAAACUUCUCCUAUAGGCAGGGCAAUGCCCACUUUUGGUGUACGUCAAGAUUUCUGGAAACCACCCGAAAUCUGGGUUAGCCCACUUGUCCUUAGAAGGGACCAUGUAUGCUGUAACACUACAUGACUAGUUUUCAACACCUGUAACACUACAUGAAUAGUUUUCAACACCAGUCUAUGACAAGGUUGGUGUGGCAGCAAAGAGGAGAAAAUGAUUCUCAAUUGGAUCUACUAAAUUGCUUUGUAUUUUACGAAGUCGAAAAUUUUUAAUGGCUGGGCAUGAGAAUUUUGUGGUGAAUACAGCACUACUUCAAGCUUUCUAUCAUUAAUUUAAUCAGCUUUUUUGAAAAACAAAGAGUAGCCGUGGACCAAGCAACACUUAAAAGACAACUAAUACAUGUGCAUGAAGUAAGCACUUAUAAAAUCUACUGGGAUUCCACGAAAACACAGUGAAGCUUGCGUAAGCCAGAUCCGAUUGUCGAAAGAAGUAUAUUUCUCAUAAAAAAGCAUGUUGGGGCUUCUUUACUUUGAUUCUUCCCCUUCAUACUCACACUUUGACAUGGUUAAAGCAGAGGUGACUCUAGGAUGGAUCCUGAAGGGGGAGGGGGGGGGGGCAGAGAUGAACAUGUUACGACUGCAGUGACCCCAACACAGUGGACAAGUAAGACAGGUAAGUAAAGCAGAGGUUCCCAUCGUUGUUGAUGAAAAA
Molecule: messenger RNA, 2581 nt
Organism: Aplysia californica (California sea hare)
Lineage: Eukaryota; Metazoa; Mollusca; Gastropoda; Aplysiida; Aplysiidae
Product: biliverdin reductase A
Molecular function (GO): nucleotide binding
Source: RefSeq, a predicted model, not a curated record